AUGAGGCGUGGUUUCCCCGGCAGGUCGGGAUUUCUCUCGAUCCUCGUCGCGCCGUCCGAGGGAACGGGCGAGGGUAUCGAGCCGCUCUUCCGUCACGGCGCUCGUAUCGGCGACGUUCUCCCCCCCCCGCCGCGCCACUCUCCCGACGCCGCCGACGCCGACGCCGCCGUCAUGCGCGCGCGACCUCCCGCGCUCCUCGCGUGCGCGCUCCUCCUCGCCGCGUGCGCGCUCGUCGCCGCGGACGGCCCCGCGGCGCGCGACGCGCGUCCGCGCGACGCCGCGAGCCGCGCGUCUUAUUAUUCUCGGACGACGACGACGCCGACGACGACGACGACGACGCCGACGACGACGACGACGCCGACGACGCCGCCGCCGACGACGACGACGACGACGCCGCCGACGCCGACGACGCCGACGACGACCGGACGAUACGCGCGCGCGCGCACCGCGCGCGUCGCCGCGACAGCGCCGCGGCUCGUCUCCGCGCCGCGCCCGCGCGUCGACGACGACGACGGGACCCGCUCCGCGUCGCCGUCCGCGCCGUCCGCCGUCGAGACGCGCCCGAGAAACGUCGACUUCGACACCUACGCCGCGGGCGUCGCGCUGCACGCGUCCGACGUCCCACUCGACGUCCAAUACGGCCAUCGGAUCGCGCCCGAGCCGGUCCCGAUACAGGCGCGGAUCAUCAACGGCGUAGACGUCUCCCCGCCCGACAAGUACCCGUGGACGGUCGCCGUCGUCGGCGUCACGACGCUCGCGUCCGGCGAGGAGCGCGAGUCUUUCCGCUGCGGCGGGUCCCUGAUCUCGUCGUCGCACGUCUUAUCCGCGUCGCACUGCUACUUCAGCGACGGCACGACCAGCAACGUCGGGUCGUUCGAUUUCAUGCGCGUCAAGCUCGGGGCGUGGGGCGACAUCGACGCCCCGGACGCGCUGAACGUCGACGUCGAGGAGAUCAUCGGCAACCCGCGAUACGUCGGCGCGACGUUUGAAAACGACAUCACGUGCGUUCUGUGCACACGUGUUUCACCCACCGCACACGUGUUUUGUUUCAACACUCACUCGAUCGCCGUCUUGCGUCUCUCCGCCCCCGUGGACGUCUCCGUGUACCCGCCCGUGCGUCUGAACUGGAACCCCGCCGGGUACGUCGGCGGCGUCGACGCCGUCGUCAUGGGCUGGGGCACCACCUCGAGCGGCGACCUCGCGAGCGCGCUCGCGGAGGCGUCCGUCCCCGUCGUGUCCACGUCGAGUUGCGUCGCGAGCGGCUCGUACCCGGGCCCGCCGAGCACGCAGCUGACCGUGACGGACGUCAUGAUGUGCGCGGGGUUGCCAAACGGCGGGACGGACGCGUGUCAAGGCGAUAGCGGCGGGCCGCUGGUCUCCCUGGAGAGCGGCGUCCCGACGCAGGUGGGGAUCGUGUCGUGGGGGGAGGGGUGCGCGCUGCCGGGGAAAUACGGCGUGUACGCGAACGUGCUCGCGCUUCGCGGGUUCAUCAUUCGGCACGUGCCGGAUAUACAGACGUUCUCGCCGUGCGACAGCGCGUGCGCGGCAGUGCUUCCGGGAGGGUUCGUCGCGCAGAUCCUGGACGAGGAAGAGGAAGAGGAAGAGGAGACGCCGACGCCGGUGUUCGCGUUGAGCGACCUCCUCGGUUUGACCGCGUGA
Molecule: messenger RNA, 1659 nt
Organism: Micromonas pusilla CCMP1545
Lineage: Eukaryota; Viridiplantae; Chlorophyta; Mamiellophyceae; Mamiellales; Mamiellaceae
Exons: 3
Coding region: 1-1659 (552 amino acids)
Biological process (GO): proteolysis
Molecular function (GO): serine-type endopeptidase activity
Source: RefSeq, a predicted model, not a curated record